Molecule: messenger RNA, 635 nt
Organism: Rotaria sordida
Lineage: Eukaryota; Metazoa; Rotifera; Eurotatoria; Philodinida; Philodinidae
Source: the annotation of a GenBank genome assembly
UUAACUUAGCAAAUACAAAUUUUAUUUAGCAAAAAUCAACUUAGCAUUUAUAUUUUUUAACUUAGCACUUAAAUAGAUGCCCUUAUUAUAUUUCAUUUAUUUUUGUUUAAAUAGAUUUUAGUUUAAAUGAAACAACAGCAAAUGAAGAGGAUAAUAAACAGAUAACAAUUGUUGGUCCAAUAACAAUUUUACCUCGAAUUUCUAAUCAAUAAAUCAUCAGUGACUUCGAUAAAGCUCAACAUAAAUCAUGUUCUUUUAUUCGUUUGUUCUUUUCUUUCAACAAAAAAUAUUUAUUCACAAGUUUCUUUUUUGGCUUAAUUUAGGAAGGUGACGAUCAACCUCGAUCAUCUGUUAUAGAUAAUUCUUUUUCACUUCCACUUUCACAAUCAUCAACUAAAGUUUUAUCUUCACUAGCACUUGGAAAUCCUGAUAGAUCUUGUGCAACAAUUAAAACAAAUGAUUCAAAUAAGCCAACUUCUGCAACGAACAAUAAACAAAAUGUAUCAAAUUCAAGACGAUCAGGUCUUCAAUGUGCCAAUUGUCAAACACAAACUACAACUUUAUGGAGACGAAAUAAUGAUGGUGAUCCUGUUUGUAAUGCAUGUGGUUUAUAUUAUAAACUUCAUCAUAUUUAA